Formica exsecta is the source of this 1854-nucleotide messenger RNA. RefSeq lists its product as uncharacterized. The transcript has 2 exons. Lineage: Eukaryota; Metazoa; Arthropoda; Insecta; Hymenoptera; Formicidae. Bases 1 to 1626 code for a protein of 541 amino acids. The record is from RefSeq and is a predicted model, not a curated record.
AUGGAUAAGAAAGAUUACUUGGAAAAAAUGGAAUCUAUAUUAAAUGACCAAUCUACGUACAAAAAAGUGAACAAAGACCCAAUCAGACAGUUAACUAACAAAAUAAAUUUACUUGUUAAAUCUUGGCACAAUAACGGUUUAAUAGAUGUGUCCACGUACAAAUAUUUAAACAUUACUAACGGCAAUUUGCCACGAUGUUACGGAUUGCCCAAGAUUCAUAAAACUGGUUUUCCAUUACGUAUUAUUGUAUCGUCACUGAACAGCCCGUUGUAUAAUGUAUCGAAGUUCAUUCAUGAUAUUUUACAUAAUUCUAAUUUGCAACCUAAAUCUCAUAUCAAGGAUGGCUGGUCUUUUGCUGCUGUUAUGAAGGAGAAGCUUAUUAAUGAUGACGAAAUAAUGAUCUCACUUGACGUUACUGCAUUAUUUACUAAUAUUCCCAAAGAGUUAGUUUUGCGCGCUAUCGAAAAACGUUGGAAUGACAUUGCUCCGAAUACGAAUUUUAACUUGCUUCAGUUUUUACAUGCAGUGGAAAUUGUUCUAAAUUCGACUAGUUUUUCUUUCAAUGGACAGUUUUAUGAGCAGAUCUUUGGCAGUCCUAUGGGAUCUCCUUUAUCACCUAUUUUGGCAGAUAUUGUGAUGGAUGAUUUGGAGACACAUUGUUUGAGUUCGUUAAGUUUUACCGUGCCUGUUUAUUAUAGAUACGUGGAUGAUAUCUUUGCCAUCGUUCCACGUGCAAAAGUUGACGAGAUUGAGUUAGUUUUCAACAGUUAUCACCAACGCUUAAAAUUCACGCAUGAAAUAGAGUCCGACUCAUGUAUUAACUUCUUGGACACCACUGUUAUCCGUUUUAAUGGAAAAAUUUUAACUAAUUGGUAUAGAAAACCUACUUGUUCCAAUAGAUAUAUUAAUUUUUAUUCUAACCAUCCUUUUAAAUAUAAAAUAAACACCAUUUUUAAUCUCGUUGACCAUGCUAUUUUACUAUCUGACGAUCAGUUUCAUGUUAAAAAUAUUGAUGUCGUGAAACGGAUUUUACUCAAUAAUUGUUUUCCGAGACACGUUAUUAACCGUUAUGUUGGUAAGAGACUUGAUUUUUUGAAACACCGUGGUGAUGUUGUUCCGAGUACUGAGGAAAAUAAUGUAGACAAACCCUCUUACAUUGCAUUACCAUUUGUUGAAGGUUUGAGUGACAAUAUCGGUCGGUUGUUUAAAAAUAUGGGUUUUACUGUUGUCUACAAUAUACCUAAAAAAUUAAACUCAUUGAUUAAACGUGGUAAAGAUGGACUGCCUAUUAGCAAUAGAACGGAAGUCGUUUAUAAAAUAAAUUGCAAGGACUGUAGCGCUUCAUAUAUUGGUCAAACGAAAAGACAUUUAAAUACCCGCGUGAAAGAACAUUUUAAUAACAUAAAAAUGCACGCAAGUAAUCUUUCCGUAAUUAGUAAACACAAAUUAGAAUUUGAUCAUGACUUCGAUUGGUCAACGCCUGAUAUUCUGCAUACUGAAAAACAUGUAAGAAAGAGAGAAAUAGCUGAAAUGUUUUUUAUUAAAAAAUAUGACAACACUAUUAACUCUCAAAAGGAUACAGAGAAUUUAAAUAACAUAUACGAUAGAUUAAUAAAGGUCGUUUAGUCUUUCUCAGUAUCUUAAACAGAGAGGUUGACACAGUGUCAUUAUGACAUAGCGACUUUUUCUCUUUCAACUCUAACUAUAACGCAGUUCACUUGAUAAGGACCAAAACCAUAUGGUCGAAACGUUGUGAUCACAAUCAAACAAUAAAUUGCCAGUUGGGUCGGAUAUAUACAAACACUCCUUUAAUUUAUUUACUGGCGACAUCUCAAAAUUAAACAUUAAUUAUAU